CUUGUCGAAAGCCUGACUUUGAAACUCUUGAACCUGAAAUCAUGGCCCAGGACAUGACUCUGCUGUGGGGCUCCGGCUCGCCUCCCUGCUGGAGGGUCAUGAUCGCCCUAGAGGAGAAGAAGCUGCAGGGCUACAACAGCAGACUGCUGUCCUUCGACAGAGAGGAGAUCAAGUCUCAGGAAGUGUUCAAUAUCAAUCCAAGGGGUCAGGUGCCGUCUUUUAAACAUGGAAACGUAAUUGUCAACGAAUCCUACGCGGCCUGUUUUUACCUGGAGAGCCAGUUUAAGUCUCAAGGAACGAAACUGAUCCCAGACAGCACUGAAGAACAAGCGCUGAUGUACCAACGCAUGUUUGAGGGCCUCACUUUCUACGACAAACUGACUGCAGUUAUUUUCUAUGAGUACUACGUCCCCGAAGGCGAGAGGCUUGCCUCAGCUGUGAAGAGACACAAAGAGGCUCUGAGCACGGAGCUCAAACUAUGGGAGGGCCACUUGCACAAGACGGGUUCUGGCUCUAACCUGGCAGGGAAGUCUUUCACACUUGCAGAUGUAGUCAUUUUUCCAACCGUUGCCACUCUUUUUAGAUUUGGGUUGUCUGAAAAGCGUUACCCCAGACUGGGAGAGUACUACGCUCUGCUGAGGGAGAGGCCGAGCAUCAAGGCCAGCUGGCCUCCCCAUUGGCUGGAGAACACCAAGGGACAAGACACCCUGAAUGACGUCUGACAAAGAAAUAUUUCAGUCAGCGGAAGCACCAUUUUAUGUUUUUUUUUGUUUUUUUGUAACGGCAUAAAUCCCUUCCCUCAAAAAUGGCAGCCGUUUCGACAAUCUUGCAAUAUAGAGUAGCAACAUGAUCGGAUAUUCCUUAUAAUAAACGUGUUGAAAUUGA
Messenger RNA from Gambusia affinis (western mosquitofish), 885 nucleotides. Its product is annotated as glutathione S-transferase A-like. The record is from RefSeq and is a predicted model, not a curated record. NCBI's taxonomy places the organism in Eukaryota, Metazoa, Chordata, Actinopteri, Cyprinodontiformes, Poeciliidae. The coding region runs from base 42 to 722 and encodes 226 amino acids. The transcript is spliced from 7 exons.